Oldenlandia corymbosa var. corymbosa is the source of this 2764-nucleotide messenger RNA. The record is from the annotation of a GenBank genome assembly. Lineage: Eukaryota; Viridiplantae; Streptophyta; Magnoliopsida; Gentianales; Rubiaceae.
AUUCCGAAGACAAUGAUACUCGUAUCAUAAAGACUAACAAUCAACACAGUAUGAUUAAUUAUACACGCUUUAGAAAUUCAUAAACAGCGUUACAUAUUAGUAUGCAUGUGUAUAUAUAUAAAUAUAUAUAUACAGUAAUUAAAGAUGAAGAUACAAAGAAGACCAUAUAUAGAUAGGAAAAACAUAAGCAAAUGAUAAAAAUAAAAAGAGGAAGAGAGAAAGCAACUUUUGGAUGGCCCAUAUCAUGUCAACUCAACAGGUCUAUGAUGGUGAUCCUCCUCUUCCUUCAUCACCCCAUUUUUCUCCUAUUCCUUUAACCUGAACUUCCCCAAUUUUUUUUUUUUCUUGCCUUAACUUUGAUCAAUCCAAAAAAAAAAAACAAGUUCUUCCCUCAUUUGAGAAAAAAAAAAAUCCAAUCUUUCAUCUGGGAUUUUUCCCAUAUGGCAGAAGGAUCAUCAUCAAGCUCAAGAUCCUCACUUGGUGGUGAUCAUCAAUCAUCAUCAUCACCAAAUACUCCAAGCAGGUAUGAAUCCCAAAAGAGAAGGGAUUGGAACACAUUUGGGCAAUACUUGAAGAACCAAAGGCCACCAGUUCCACUCUCCCAAUGCAACAGCAACCAUGUCCUUGAGUUUCUUCGCUACCUUGACCAGUUCGGAAAGACUAAGGUUCAUCUCCAAGGUUGCAUCUUUUAUGGUCAACCUGAGCCGCCGGCUCCUUGUACUUGUCCACUCAGACAGGCUUGGGGAAGCCUUGAUGCCCUCAUCGGACGGCUUCGAGCCGCCUACGAGGAGAACGGCGGCUCGCCGGAGAACAACCCUUUUGCUAGUGGUGCAAUAAGAGUUUACCUGAGGGAAGUGAAGGAGUGCCAAGCUAAGGCAAGAGGGAUUCCUUACAAGAAGAAAAAGAAGAGUUCCAUUGGUGGUGGAGGUUCUAGCAGAGGUGGAGGAGAUGAUGAAUCAACUUCUUCGCUGCCAUAUUCCUAAAUUUCGGAUCAAAUGUUAUUAUCUCAUCAGCAAUCAUUAAAAUGGCAUCAAGGGAAAUCUGAUGACGGUUGCGGGUUUUCUUUACUCAAAAGACUUGACUACCAAUUUCAUCAGUUGCCCUUUUGUAGAAAUCCAAAGGAAUUAAAAAAAAUUACCAACAUCCAUCUUAAAUCUCUCUUACUCCCAUCGUCCCAAAAAUAAUACACAGUACCACAAAUAUAGCUUUCAUUUGGACGGAGUGCGAGUAUAAAAUAGAAUAAUAAAUGCAAAAAAAAAAAGAAGCAUAUAUUGCUAGAGGUCUGAAAAUAUAAAGAUGGUACAAAUCAGUUUUGUAAUCUUGAGGGCAUCCAAUGAAAAUUGAGAAGAGUACUUUAGGCGAGAAUUAGAAGAGAUUUUUGUCAAUUAUAUUUACAUUUUUCUUAGGGAAUCAGAGUCAGACCUUUUCAGUACUAAUUUUAUAUGGCUAUUUGAUCAUAGACACUAUUAUAAUAUUAGAUUUAGCAGAUUUCUGGAUAUCUUUAAUCCAGACUAUGUACUGCUACGUUCUCCAUUUGAGACUAAGUACUUUCAUCAACUUGGGAUUUUUAUUUUUAUUUUUUUUCCAAUUUUUUAGUUGAAUUCCCAGGUAAAUUGAGUUCUCAACUGCUGGAUUAGCUGGCCAGUUUCACCAAUUUCUUUCGUAAUUAGCCGUGAUUUUGUAUAAAUUUCUAGGAGUAGACAUGUUUGGAAGAUUUUGUUAACCACCAAAUACGUAUCUUAAUUUCUUGUUAAUUUUCCAACAGCAACACUUCCACCCACUGGAAUAACUAUAUAUAAUUAAACAAGUUCACAUUUCAUCCGUUUUAGAAAAAUAAUUUACUUUAUUACAUCAGAACAGUUCAAAAUAGUCAACUAUUUUUCUCCCAAGAACAUACUAUUGGCAAGAGUGCUCCUAACCAUCAAAUAUGUCAGACCUUACCUCUUGUUAAGUCAUUGCACAAUAUUGAUCUUAGAAAUCAAUUAAAAUUAAUUGUCCUCUUCCGUCAUUAAAAAAAUUAGUUCACUUUGUAACUGAGGGUACUAAUUUGUUACUAAUUAAGCUAUAGUUGGUUUCAUUUAUUGUAGGCAGCUGGGAUCGCCAUCUUGGCUUUGAUGAGAGUGCUGGGAUGGACUAGUCCAAAUUAAGAGCACAACUACGUAUUGAGCUCUUUUUUAGUCGACAUUUAAUAUUCAUUAUCUUCAUUUUAAGUAAUAUGCGAUGCGUAAUUAGUUUAAUUUUCGUCUCUUCUGGCCUGAUGAUUUCCAAUAACUGAUUCAGUAUUGCUUUUGCUCUGCUGACCAAGGCCCCUAUUUUUAUUUUCCUCUUUUCUCUUUGUGCUUUUUGGCUUUUUGAGAAAUAUUCAAAAUCUUGUAAUGAGGUUUCUAAAUUAGUUGUAUAUGUAAGGAAUUUCAUGUUUAUAAGUAUUGCCAUAGUUCCUUGUAUUAUUUGCCUUAUAAUGCCCCUUUCUUCCCAAGUACUUUCCCAAUCCAAUAUUAGUAGAGAAGCAUUGUCAUUAUCUAAUUAAUUAUUCUUUUUGUCUUAAAAUAAUUGUUUUUAUGUUAUUUUUAGAAUAAUGAGCAUGUUAAUCGUUUUGUCACAGUGGAGGAAUUGAGUUAAUUGUUAUAUUCAUUUGAUAGUCGGUACUAUAGCCUAUAGGACUGAUUGAAAUAUUUGAUUUAGGGGUGACACAUACUACAUGUUAUUAAAAGAUUUGAUUUAGCAAAUUUUGAUAGGACUUGUUCAUAGAAGAAAUGGAGAUCAU